GAAUGGAGGUCGAUAUACAGCUCAUAUUUUUAUCGUUUAAAAUUUUCAAUUAUUUGUCGUAGUUGUUCGGAAUAAUUAGUUUAAUAGCUUGUUAUAAUGCUAGAAGUAACCGUAAGACUGGGUUGGCUUUGUUUUCCUAAGAUGUCCCAGGUGGAAAAUGAAGCAGUGGUAGUGGUGACAAAAAGUGAAUCCGAGAAGAAUCAGCAGUUUAGCAAAUUGCCUACGACGUUGGUUUCUGUAGUAGAAUUGGAUACGAUAAUGCCUCCCGGAAUCAUAGCUAUUCGAGUUUUAUUUUGGAUGGCUAUAAAAUCUAUAAACGUUUUGUAUAUCCCGAUCCUAAUAAAAAGAGCUUUUAGAAAAUCAAGAACUUGCCCUCCAGUCAAAAAUGAACUCCUCCUCUUGUCUGCUUCAGAACUAGCUGAGAGAAUUAGACAGCAAAAGGUAACAUGUGAAAGCGUUAUUAAGGCUUACAUAGCGCGUAUACAGCAAGUGAAUCCAAUCAUCAAUGCAGUUAUAGAAGAUAGAUACCAGGCAGCAAUCGAUGAGGCCAAACGGAUAGAUCAGUAUCUCUCAAGCAGUUCUAGAAAUCUGGAUGAAAUAAAAGAAAAACAACCACUUCUUGGUGUUCCUAUAUCGAUAAAAGGUAGUAUCGAAGUAGCCAAAAUGAAGAGUACAGCUGGAAUGGUAACCAGAGCCAACGUCAUAGCAGAUCAUGAUGCAGUUACCGUAAAAUAUGCCAGAGAAGCCGGAGCUAUACUUUUGGUAACGACCAACAUUCCGGAGUUAUGCUUAAAUUGGGAAUCGACCAAUAAACUUGUAGGAACGACAAAGAAUCCCUACGAUACGUCUAGGACUUGUGGAGGAUCAUCUGGAGGUGAGGCUAGCCUUUUGGCAACUGCUGGAUCUAUUAUAGGCAUUGGAUCGGACAUAGCUGGAUCGUUGAGACUUCCCGCACACUUUUGUGGCGUUUGGGGCCAUAAGCCGACUCCGGGGACGGUCUCUAGUGUUGGUCAUUAUCCCAGCUGUAAGCAUGAGGACGUGUGGAAAGCUGCCUUUACUUUAGGACCUAUGUCGAGAUACGCAGGAGACCUGAAGCUAUUGCUACAAGUUAUUUCAGAACCAAAUUUUAGAAACAAACUAAGAUUGCAUGAACCAGUAGACGUCAAGGAAUUAAGAGUAUUUUAUGUAGACGACAUUCAGUCAGCACUGACAGGCAAAGUGAAUGAGGAAUGUUUGGAAGCAAUAUACAAUGUUGUAGAACAUUUAGAACAAAUAUGUCAUACUAAUGCUGAAAAGAUAGAUCUCCCGCUAAUGAAACAUGCUCCUGAAUUGUCAACUCUAUCGUUACUGGAUAUCGAUGACGUCGACAAUUUGUUCUCAGGAAGAGGUGAAGGAUCCAUAACGGAACUGUUCAGAUACAUGACAUUCAGAUCAAAAUCAGUACUGACUGCCAUUCUCUACGGAGUUUUAAGAAAACUAUCGACCCACCUGCCUAGAUCUACCACAGAGUAUUGUAUUAAAAAGUUGGAAGAACUCAAAACAGAUUUUGUCAAGAUUCUCGGAACAGAUGGAGUGUUUAUUAUUCCUUCUUUUACUGCCGAAGCUCACUAUCACGGGGAUAUAUACCGGAAAGUAUUCGAUUCUUCGUAUUUAUCUAUUUUUAAUUCGUUGGGAUUGCCCGUUACCAAUUGUCCUGUAAAAUUUAGCAAGAACGGCCUACCCAUCGGUGUCCAGGUUGUCGCAGCUCCGUAUUGUGACAGACUAACACUAGCCGUUGCAGCAGAAAUCGAACGUGAAUUUGGAGGUUGGCGACCCCCAUAUAAAACUUAAGUUUUAAAAUUUCACUAUUAAUGUUAAUCAUCCUAGGAUAAUUUAUUUUUCUCUACAUCAUAAACACGUAACAUUACGCAUGGAAGUCUGUGAUCUUGGUUAUAUUUUAAUUUUCUUAGAUGUGCAAAUAAACUAUUUUUCAA
Molecule: messenger RNA, 1973 nt
Organism: Diabrotica balteata
Lineage: Eukaryota; Metazoa; Arthropoda; Insecta; Coleoptera; Chrysomelidae
Source: the annotation of a GenBank genome assembly